AACAGGUCCAUUACAGUGGAGGAGAGAGAGAGGGAAAGUGAGAGAGAGAGGGGCGGGACUUUGGCUGCAGGCGUACUGCGGCAGCAACACGAGUGGCGUGACGUGAGAGAGGAGACACAAACACACACAAAUGCACAUGCUCCCAGCGCACCGGGAUGGCCAAAAGUAGACCGGGUCUGAGCCAGAAUACACACUGCGCAGAAUACAGAUGGGGAACUAACUGACUUCUGCUUUGUAUUUUAUCCCUUGCUUUUUAAAGGUAGUGCCCACCAAUGAGAGAGCAGCUAUGAGGAUGCAACAGUGAUCCAGGAAAAAACACACCAUUGUUAGAGGGACGUUGGAGAAGUGGGACCUACCUCCUGCCAGCUCUGCAUAUCCCGCCAAGACACGUCCCAAGAAGAACUUGCCCCAUUGAAAGAGAAAUGAUGAGUGGAGGAAUCAAUGUGAAAUCUGCCCCCCGGGCUUCAUCCUCAGGGAUCCCUCUUCCUCACAGCCUUCUGCCCUCCUCUCCCAAAACAGACCCCCGUCAGCGCACCUCUAACCAGCGAAGGACAUCCUCACAGAGCCCUAAAGUCACCCCCUCUCACACCCCAGUCCACUCACCCUCACUAUGCCAGCGCAGCUCAGCCAUUCCUGCUUUCUUUGCCAGGGACCAUAAUCUAAAAAGCCAGCUCUUUCAGCGGACCGGGACUCUUCCAGUUCCACAAGCUUCUCGGUCGGCUUACAGCAGUCCCAUCACUCAGCGCAGAAUAACACCAACGCACUCUAAAGACAUACUGGAUUUGGGGAAACCAUCCUACUCUCAGACUGAACAAAAUGGAAACAGGAACCCCUGCAUUAAUAAGAACCAAACUUUGGUUACCUCUUGCCAACCCUCACAGCAACACUUUAGACAUGGGUUGAACUCUAAUAUAUGUUCUAGUGAAAGUGCAUCCACAAGGGACAGAGAGAGUAACCUCCACACUUAUCAAAGUCAAGUUAAGCCCAGUUAUGAUGCUGCCUUAAAAGACCGCACUGACUCUUUGAGCCAAUCAGAUGAAGAGAUGAGGACUCCAGAGGAUGGUAGUCCCGCCUCUUCUCCUGCUCCUUUGCCACCACCACAAAUGGAUUUCAACAUGAAGUCUUUGCUACCUACAUCAGCCAGUCCACAGGACCAAUACCAGCAAAAAGAGGAGACAUCCAUAGACACCAAGGUCAACAUGGCCACUGUGGCUCCAUUUAGUUUCAGAGUUCAUAUUCAAGAAAGUGACCUCUCCAUGAUCGAUGAACUGAGUGACUGCUCUUCUGGAUCUAUUGAAAUCUGUUGUGACGACAUAACUCCAGGAGGGAUGCUGGAGGCUAAUGUGGCUAACAUUAGCAUGACGGCUAAGCCUAGAGAGCUGGACCUCAGGUCUCCUGCUGUCCCCAGCACAGACUCUUCAUCGCAGGCCAUGGCCUCCAGGAAAACCAUGGCCAAGCCUUCUGCUCUGCCACAGGGACAGUCACGGACCAGUGGGUCAGAGCUCAAGGUCUACAGACCCACCUCUGGAUCUAUACCCAUUCCUGUCCCUAAUUCAUCGGGACUAAAGAAGCAGCGCUCUCUAAAUAACUUGUGUGUAUUAACUGAUGCUGAAAAGAAAUUGCACUUGUACCAGUGUCCUCGCUGGAACGAUGACUCGACCCAGGCUGGACCUGGAACUAAAGGAGCACAGACUAAAGCGGGACAGUCUGCAGGGAGACCGCCCCUGUCGCGGACACUCUCAAAGUCAGAACAGUCUCUGUUUCAGGGCAAACCCAAACCAUUUGUAUCUCCUGCUGUUACAUCUAAUAUUGGGAAGCCCAGCAGGAUCCCUGGACCUGGUAAACCACGAGGGCCUUAUGCAGAGGUCAAACCAAUCAGUAAGACCUCAGACCAUAGUGCCAGUGCGGACACAGACUCUGACCUGCCCACCAAACCAAACAGUAAUGGUGCUGGAGGCUCCCUGAAGGGCCAGAAACCAGGAGACAAGACCAGAAGUGCUUCUUUGUCUUUGGAUGAUAAGAAAGACAAAAAGGGGGUCGAAGGAGAAGGGGAUAAGGGCUUUUUAAAAGUGGACCCAGAGCUAGUUGUGACAGUUCUGGGAGAUCUGGAGCAGCUACUCUUCAGUCAAAUGCUAGAUCCUGAGUCCCAAAGGAAAAGAACAGUCCAGAAUGUCUUGGAUCUGCGACAAAACCUGGAGGAAACCAUGACCAGCCUGAGAGGGGUGCAGCUUAGCCACAGUUAUGACAAAGGGCCUACAUGCUAUGACAGUGAUGAAGCUGCAGCCUUCUCCAUUGCCAGCCUCUCAAACCGCUCCUCGCCCCUGUCCUGGCGUCAGGGUCAGGCCAGCCCCCGUCUCCAGGCCGGUGAUGCUCCCUCCACGGGAAACACGCAGUCAGACGUCCCAUUGAGGAUAAGCCACACAGCCAGGAUCCAGCUCAUCGAAGCCUUAGACGAACAGGACCCCGCUCUGCUGAAGGGGGAGUAUCUGAGUGACAGUGACAUCGGGGGGAAGAGUGCAACCGAGGAAGAAGAGGAUGAUGACGAUAUUGACCUUGGAAAUGGCUGGGACGAGAGCAGCUCCAUCAGCAGUGGUUUGAGUGACGGCUCGGACAACCUGAGCUCUGAGGAGUUCAACACAAGCCCCACCCUCAACUCCCUCCCGACCACUCCCAUUGGCUCACGGAGAAACUCCGCCAUUGUGAUGCGGACAGAUGCAGAGAAGAGGUCCCUGGUGGAGAGUGGCCUUUCCUGGGACACAGAUGAUUCCAAACCCAGUCGCAAAAGUCUGGGCAGCAGCAUCUACGAGACAGGCAGCCUCAAGUCCGAAUCAGCCCAGAAAUGGAGAAAGUCCAAGGCUUCGGGGGAAGGGCUAGAAGGAGGAAAAGGAGAGCUGAAGAAGCCUCAAACACUUGGCCAAGGAAACAUGCUGAAGAAAGCAAGAAAUCCACCUGUGGGGGUCACCUCUCCAAUCACACACACUGCUCCAACUGGACUCAAAGUACCAGGUGUGGUGAAGCCUGAUGGAAAACCUACGGAGAAAUCUCGUCUUGCUGUGAAAUCUUCAGGUUUGCAGCGUUCCUCAUCAGAUGCAGGUAAAGAGAAGAAUGGCUCAGUCCCGAGUGAGCCACGUAAACCUCCGUCUGGCCUGGUCCGACCCUCUACUGGUGGAAACUUUGGCUUCAAGAAACCGCCCACAGCUACCACUAACGGGACAAAUAAUAGCAGUAUACCCACAGGGAUGAGCACAGCAAGUACCAUACCGAGCGGCUCUGCGACUGUUGGCAAAGCCCCCAAAACCUCAGCAAUCCCCGUCAAACCUGCUGGCACUGGUGGAGGGGGACGCAAGACCAGUCUAGACGUCUCAAUCAGUGAUCAGAGUGGUUUUUUGUCCCCUAAUGCGAGGACAUCUCUGCAGUAUCGCUCACUGCAGACAAGCACUUUGACCCUGACUCGGCCCAGCUCAGCACGGCCUCUUAGUACCACAGUGGACACCAGCUCUGGCCUGGUCAAACCCUCCACCCCCCAGACAUCCAGACUCAAAGAACCAGGAACGGGACUGUGUAAACCAGGGAGUCGAGGCAUCCCCAGCCCUGUCAAUCAGACUGAUAGAGAGAAGGAGAAAGAGAAGGAGAGAGCUAAAGCUAAAGCGGUGGUGUCAGAUUCGGAGUGCGGGCCGCUAAAGGGCAGUCCUGCUCUGACCCCAUGUGAGACCGGGUCAAAACUACAAGGACUAAGACCUCCGAACAAGAGCACAGACAUGUCCUCACCCAGCACACAAAGGUUAUCUGGCAUACGCAGCCUCACAAAACCAUCCAUGGUCCAUCAUGACAAAGAGAACAUCAGCCUUGACAUUGGCGUCCAGGACACGCUUCCUCCCAAAAUUCCCCCUUACUCAAAGAUCCAGGACUUGGCCAGCUCCUCUAGCUCCUGUCUGUCCCCCAGCCCAGCCCCCCUGCUAAAUGUUAACUCUUCAUCGUGUUUCUCAAGCUCGGGGACAGGCUUAGGCCCUCGGCAGGUGUCCUCCCUGGGGGUUGGGGAGAGUGGGGGCAGCACCUCUCCUUUGCUCUACCCGCGACUGACUGGACUGCACCGAAGUCUGGAGUCACUGCCGCUUCAGAUGAGCCUGGCCCCAGAGCCCCAGAGGGAGAGAGAGAGGGACGGUUUGGUGAGAGGUUACACCACUUUGGAAUCUCGAGACAGGGACAGAAAAGAUGACAGAACCCCUCCGGCAGGCUGGAGCUCUGCAAGCAAAACACCCAAGAUUGUUACUGAAAGCCCACAGCGAGACAGAAACACUCUCCCUAAAAAAGGUUUAAGUUUUGGAGGUGCACCACCAGCUGAGGCUGAAGUAAAAGAGAAAGGAGAGAGGAGACAUUCUCAUAGCAUCCUCAGUAUGAGCGACUCUCUCACUCUCCCUCUGCUGUCUUCACCCACAUCUCUGCCUCGCACUUCAAAGACUAAUAUAUUACCAAGCCCUGUUGGUGGCCCUCCGAGGAUGACCCGCUCCAACAGUAUCCCGACCCCUGACCCCUCCUUGGAGCUGUACACUCCGUCUCCUCUGGGCAGCACUCUCUCUCUGGCUGAACGUCCGCGCAGUAUGGGAAUAGUCCGAUCCGGCUCCUUCAGAGACAAAGACCUUGAUGAGGUUCAUGGCUCGGUACUGUCCUUGGCCUCUAAUGCCUCAUCUAGUUACUCCUCGGUGAGUGCCAGCCCCAUACAGAUUCAGCAAAUUCGAAUGUUGAGGAGGGAACUUGAGUCUUCACAGGAGAAAGUAUCCAACCUGACGACGCAGCUGACUGCAAAUGCCAAUCUUGUGGCAGCAUUUGAGCAGAGUUUAGCCUUAAUGACGUCACGGCUGCAGUCGCUGUCGUUGAGCCAUGAGCAGAAGGACACGGAGUUAAUGGAGUUAAGGGAGACGAUAGAAGCUCUAAAGGCCAAGAACGAUGAAGCUCAGGCUGUGAUCCAAGGUGCCUUAAACAACCCAGACAACAUGAACGAUUUACGCAUUAGACGUCAGAAUUCAUGCGAAAGCAUCUCUAGUCUUAACAGUCUGACCAGUAUGUCUAGUCUGGGGAGUCUCAAAGACCAAGAUGCAAAAAAGAAGAAGAAAAAGAGCUGGCUAAGGAGCUCCUUCAACAAAGCUUUCAGCAUAAAGAAAGGAACCAAAACCUACUCCGACAUUGAAGAAAUCGUCACCCCAGACUCCUCAGCUCCUAAUUCUCCGAAGAUGCCUCAUGAGAGUGUGGAUGGGGGUGAAAAUGCACCUUUAUCAUUGACAACAUCAGCCUCUACCACAUCUUGUGUAAUAAAUGAAGCAGCUGAGGAGGGAGAGGAGGAGGAGAGGAUGGUGUCUGAUCUGCGCACUGAACUUUGGGACAAAGAAAGAGAACUCACAGAUAUCAGACUGGAGGCCUUAAAUUCCGCCCAUCAACUCGAGCAACUCAAAGAGGCCAUGAACAAUAUGCAGUCAACAGUAGAGAACCUCAAAGCAGAGAAUGACCACCUGAAAACUGGAAGCAUGCUGAGCCUUGCUGGCCCCACCUCUUCCACAUCGCAGCCUUCAGGUCUUGCAUCUCUGCUCGGGACGUCUGGAAAAAAACCAACAAGUCUCACCAAAUCCUUCAGCCUCAGUUUGAAUGAUUGUAAAGAUGCUGAGGUGUCAAAUAAUGUUGUGGCAAACAAUGCGUUACACAAAGACGAUGUUUGUGCACACGUUCUAGUUCGCAUUUGUGACCAAGUUGAGGAUGGUAAGCAGCAAUUGUUCUUCCUGGGCUCAUUUGUGGUCAAUGGAAGAACUGACUGGGCAUGUCUAGACUCCAUGAUCUCUAAAACUUUUAAAGACUACCUUGCUCAGGUGGAUCCCACAUCCAGCCUGGGUCUCUCAUCUGAUUCCCUGCUCAUGUAUCAGCUGAACCAGGGAGUGCAGAGAGUGAUGGAAGGAGACAGACCCCAGACGCUGCCUUAUCGUUGCCUUGGCAAUGGUCAAGCCAAGAUACUGGUCACUCUGAAAGGCCUUCGAGAGAAAUGUGUGGACGCUUUGGUGUUUGAGACUCUGGUUCCAAAGCCCAUGAUGCUGCAUUACAUCAGCCUGUUACUGAAGCACCGGCGCCUGGUCCUGUCUGGGCCCAGCGGCACAGGGAAGACCUACCUGGCCCAGCGCUUGUGCCACUACCUCCAGCAGCGCAGCCUGUGUGGUCCACAUGAAGCUGAGCAAGAGUCCUGUCUUCCGGGACGCAUCUCUGCUGUCACCUUCAAUAUGCACCAACAGUCUCAAAAGGAUCUGCAGUUGUAUUUGUCUAAUUUAGCAAAUCAGAUUGACAGAGAAAGUGGAGAGUUGCCUUUGGUCAUAAUCAUAGAUGAUAUCAGUGAUGCUUCAGCCAUCACAGAGCUUGUAAAUGGUGCAUUGACCUGCAAAUAUCACAAAUGUCCUUACAUUAUUGGGACAACAAAUCAGCCUGUGAAAAUGAACUCCAACCUCGGCUUGCACCUCAGCUUCAGAAUGAUUACAUUUUCCAAUAAUGUGGAGCCAGCGAAUGGUUUCCUUGUACGGUACUUGCAUCGGAAAGCUGUGGAGACGUACCAGCAGAGGGAACUAGAUGCCACACAACACCAGGCUCUGAUGCAUGUAUUAGACUGGGUCUCUCAGCUCUGGUACCACCUGCACACUUUCCUGGAAAAACACAGCACUUCAGACUUCCUUAUAGGUCCUUGCUUCUUCCUGUCAUGCCCUGUUUCCGUGUCAGAGUUUAGGCAAUGGUUUAUUGAUCUAUGGAACCACUCAAUUAUUCCAUACUUACAAGAGGGAGCAAAAGAUGGUAUCAAGGUGCAUGGGCAGAAAGCAGUCUGGGAAGACCCAGUGGAGUGGGUACGAGGCACCCUGCCCUGGCCCAAUGCUCAGCAAGACCAGUCCAAGCUCUUCCACCUACCUCCACCCAGUGUCAGUGCGUCCAGUGAAGACAAAAAGCCUCUCAAAGACACUCCUCCCCCAAGUUCUCUUGAGGCAGACCCAUUGAUGGCCAUGCUUCUUAAGCUUCAAGAAUCUGCCAACUACAUCGAGUCUCCGGAACGGGAAGGCAGUUUGGAUCCCACUCUUCAAACCACACUUUGAGUAUAGUCCACCUAUGGCACUACAUACUGGGCCUUCUAUGGACAUACAACAGUGGGAUUGCUGGAGAUGAAAAGACAUUAAACCUGCUCUUGAUGGAAACUGUGAUUUCAUAGGCAAGAAAAGACAAUGACUUGUCACUUCUCAUUAUUGACUUUAUGGUGCAUGGUUACCAUAGAAAGUAUUAUGCAAAUUUUUUCCAAGAAUCUUCCCCUUUGUAAUUACUGCCAGAAUUAUUUCAAUAAUUAUUGGUGCUUUCUAAAUCAAUGGCUUAGAGUUUUACAAGAAAGUCUCCCCAAAUACAGUCCCUGACAAAAGUCUUGUUGCUUAUCCAUUUUGUAGAAACAAAAGCUUAUAACCUGACUU
Molecule: messenger RNA, 7472 nt
Organism: Boleophthalmus pectinirostris (great blue-spotted mudskipper)
Lineage: Eukaryota; Metazoa; Chordata; Actinopteri; Gobiiformes; Gobiidae
Product: neuron navigator 1-like
Biological process (GO): microtubule bundle formation; neuron migration; neurogenesis
Cellular component (GO): microtubule cytoskeleton; axon initial segment
Molecular function (GO): ATP binding; ATP hydrolysis activity
Source: RefSeq, a predicted model, not a curated record